UCUGACAACGACAACCUACGUAAACCUCAAUAAACUUCAGAAAAAAGACAAGAAUCAAGAAAAGAAAAACGAAGGGAAGGGCAAAAAACAAAACAAACCAAAACAAAAAAAAAAAAAAAAAAAAUGACAUCCACUACUUCCACAACGACAACCAAAACCACAACCUCACCAGCCAAAAAGAACAAGAAUAUCCCAGCAGAAUCAUCCCUGGACCUCAGUGCCAACUUCGCCAACAACCGCAAAGGAGCCGUGGGCUAUGACCACGAGGUUUACCUCCAAUUAACGGCGGGGAGGAACGCGGAGAAGACGCCGAAUCAGAUGUAUCGGGAGGAACGUGUUCGCCAGAGGACUACAAGGGCUUUGGAUCCGGCGAUUUUGGAUCCACAGGGGGAGCCUGGGCCGGUGGAUUUCGAGUGUGCGGAGCACGAGGGAGUUAAGGAACGGUUGAGGUAAUUGGAUUUGGCCUUCUGCAUUGCAUUACUGUUGGUUCUUCUUCUAAGGAUGUUUGUUGGUGCGAUUGGUUUAUGGUAUCUGCAAAGAAGAUAAAGCUAUAAUGUCGGGUUGUAAGCUACAAUAACGUAAACUGUCAU
This is a messenger RNA of Aspergillus pseudotamarii, 590 nucleotides long. RefSeq lists its product as uncharacterized. Lineage: Eukaryota; Fungi; Ascomycota; Eurotiomycetes; Eurotiales; Aspergillaceae. The coding region runs from base 124 to 453 and encodes 109 amino acids. The transcript has 2 exons. The record is from RefSeq and is a predicted model, not a curated record.